AUGUUCAGAAGAAACUACACUGAAGUGACAGAAUUUAUCCUUUUAGGACUAACAAGUCGACCAGAAUUGCGAGUUGCUUCCUUUGUGUUGUUUCUGAUGAUCUACCUCAUUACUGUGGUAGGAAACCUGGGCAUGAUUAUCUUAAUCAAGAUUGAUUCCCGCCUCCACACUCCGAUGUACUUUUUCCUCUCAAGUUUAUCUGUGUUGGAUCUGUGUUUCUCUACCAAUGUCACUCCCAAAAUGCUGGAAAAUUUCUUGUCAGAGAAGAAGACCAUCUCUUAUACAGGGUGUUUGGUGCAGUGCUAUAUUGUCAUUGCUGUGGUCCUGACUGAGCACUGCAUGCUGGCUGUCAUGGCCUAUGACCGCUACAUGGCCAUCUGUAAUCCUCUGCUCUACAGUAGUAAGAUGUCCAAGAGUGUCUGUAUCCGCCUAGUCAUUGUCCCUUAUGUUUAUGGCUUCCUCCUCAGUGUCAUGGAAACCAUGAGGACCUACAACUUGUCUUUCUGUGGUGCUAAUGAGAUUAACCAUUUUUACUGUGCUGAUCCCCCACUUAUCAAACUAGCAUGCUCUGACACAUACAGCAAAGAGUUGUCCAUGUAUAUUGUCGCUGGCUAUAGCAACGUCCAGUCCCUUCUCAUUAUUCUCACCUCUUACAUGUUCAUCCUGGUGGCUAUCCUCAAAAGUCGUUCUGCAGAAGGGAGAAAGAAGGCUUUUUCCACCUGUGGCUCCCACUUGACAGUGGUCACUAUCUUUUAUGCAACCCUUUUCUGCAUGCAUCUCAGACGUCCUACUGAGGAAUCUGUAGAGCAGGGAAAAAUGGUGGCUGUGUUUUACACCACUGUCAUCCCUAUGUUGAACCCCAUGAUUUAUGGACUCAGGAAUAAGGAUGUCAAAGAGGCCUUGAGAAAAGCAUUAGGGAAACAAAAAUUAGGGGAUUAA
This is a messenger RNA of Suncus etruscus (white-toothed pygmy shrew), 939 nucleotides long. Its product is annotated as olfactory receptor 1030-like. The record is from RefSeq and is a predicted model, not a curated record. NCBI's taxonomy places the organism in Eukaryota, Metazoa, Chordata, Mammalia, Eulipotyphla, Soricidae. Gene Ontology annotation, biological process: G protein-coupled receptor signaling pathway; sensory perception of smell. The transcript has a single exon. Gene Ontology annotation, molecular function: G protein-coupled receptor activity; odorant binding; olfactory receptor activity. The coding region runs from base 1 to 939 and encodes 312 amino acids. Gene Ontology annotation, cellular component: membrane.